AUGAUGCCAGAGGAUUGCCUGCUGCUCCGGGAUGGCGCCCAAGUCACUACUUCUGCGAGCGGGAUUGUCCCGGGGGAUCUCUUGCUAAUUAAAGCGGGAAACAAGCUGCCAGCGGACGUACGCUUCGUGGAGAUUUCUUCCGAUGCGAAGUUUGACCGCUCUAUUCUCACUGGGGAGUCUUUACCACUUUCUGGUACGGUAGAUUCGACCGAUGACAAUUACCUUGAGACCAAGUGCAUUGGGAUGCAGGGCACUCAUUGUGUCUCCGGCAGUGGACUGGGUGUCGUUGUAGCUACUGGCGAUAAAACGGUCUUUGGACGCAUUGCGAAGUUAACGAAUGAGCCCAAGACUGGCAUGACGACACUGGAAAAGGAGGUCCUGCACUUCGUCAUCAUCAUCGUCUCUACUAUGCUCUCCAUGAUCGUGCUCGUGAUCAUUCUGUGGGCUUCUUGGCUGCGACGAGACCAUCCAUCUUGGAUCAACGUCCCUACACUGAUCGUUGACUGCGUCAGUGUUGCUAUCGCGUUCAUUCCUGAAGGACUUCCAAUCGCUUUGACCGCGAGUCUGACAAUCACGGCCAACUUGAUGCGCAAGAAUAAGGUUUUGUGCAAGUCUCUUCAAAACGGUGGAGACGUUGGGCGCUGUAACGAAAUGUUUGUUACCGAAUGCUCUAUCGGCACCAAGAAGAUGACCCCACAAUCUGCACGAGACGAGAUCCGCGAUGACCACAAUACUUCCACUAAUGCCGUCGACCAACUGAGAGCCGUCGCUGGACUGUGCAACUCUGGAGAGUUCGACGCCGCUACCGGCACUCUGCCCCUUCAAGAGCGGAAAAUCAAUGGGGACGCCACUGACAAGGCCAUCUUGAGGUUCUCCGAGGGGCUAGGAUCUGUAUCAGAGCUAAAGCGCUUCUGGAAGAAGAACUUCGAGCUGGCGUUCAAUAGCAAAAACAAGUUUAUGAUCAAGACCUUCUCAUUGGCUGAUGCGGAGGGCUUGAAGUAUACACUUCCUCUCAGUGAAGGAUGCCACUACAGCUCGGAGGAUCUACUCCUCACAAUCAAGGGCGCACCUGACGUCUUGAUAGACCGGUGCACGCACUUUACGAGCAAUUCCGGCGAUACAACCGUACUGAACAGUGACAUCCGCAGCACGAUUGAAGAGAUCAAGAACGACUGGUCCGCCCACGGAAAGCGCGUUAUCCUGCUCGCACGAAAAACCCUUCCGGCUCAGUCGCUCGUCGUGUCGAAUGACCUUGAAUCCGAAAUUACAAAAAGUGCCACGACUGGUCUGACCCUCGUCGGGCUGGUCAGCAUUGUGGACCCUCCCCGAGCCGAGAUUCCUGAGGUUGUACGUACAUUGAGAAGAGCGGGGAUUCGGAUUUUCAUGGUCACCGGCGACUUCGCCCUUACAGCUCAAGCAAUCGCCAGAGACUGUGGCAUCAUCAGCAGUGUUCCAAGCCUCGUCAAAGACUUCAAGGCGCUCUCCCGUGAGGAAGACUCUCAGCAUGGCUCGACCAAAAGGGAAUUGAGUCCUGAAAUCAUACAUGAACACGCUUCGAAAACUUCAAUCGUUCUCAGCGGGCCAGAAAUCAUCACCUUGAACGAAAAUCAAUGGGAUCAGCUCUGCCGAUACGAUGAGAUCGUCUUUGCAAGGACAACCCCCGAGCAGAAGCUCCGCAUCGUACGCGAAUUCCAGGCCAGAGAUGAAAUAGUUGGGAUGACCGGGGAUGGCGUGAAUGACGCGUCGUCACUCAAGGCCGCAGAUAUCGGCAUCGCCCUCGGUAGUGGCUCGGACAUUGCCAUCGAAGCCGCGGACAUGGUCUUGCUCGAAUCGUUCUCUGGUAUCGUUGAAGCCGUUCAGUACGGAAGGGUUGUCUUCGAUAAUCUGAAGACAACAAUUGCAUACUUGCUCCCAGCAGGAUCGUUUUCAGAGUUCUGGCCCGUCAUGACGAAUGUUCUGUUCGGGUUACCGCAGGUCUUGUCAUCCUUUCUUAUGAUCAUCAUCUGUUGCUUCACAGAUUGCGCCGCUGCUACCGUCCUGGCCUACGAAACGCCCGAAGCUGACGUUCUACUUCGCAAACCCCGCAACCCCAAAACGGAUCGCUUGGUCGAUUGGCGCUUGAUCUUGCAAUCCUAUGGCUUCAUCGGCGUUCUCGAAUCCUUCUCCUCGUUCGCAAUGUCUUACUGGUACCUCCAGAGAUCCGGCAUCCCGUUCAGCGCACUCUGGUUCAAGUACGGCGCGGUGCCUGACAACGUCACCGAAGACUACUAUAAUGCCAGGCUCGCGGAGGCUUCGUCCGUUUACUUUGUCAAUCUCGUGGUCAUGCAAUGGUUCAGCCUCAUGUCCCUCCGCACCCGCCGCUUGAGCAUUUUCCAACACCCACCUGCCUUCAACAAGCAGACCCAGAACCUGCUGCUGUUCCCAGCCAUCGCCUUUGCACUCUGCACGGCCAUCUUCUGGCUUUACAUCCCACAACUGCAAACCGUGUUAGCCACUUCCGGAGUUCCCGCGGAGCAUUUCUUCCUACCCGUGGCGUUCGGAACGGGGGUCUUGCUGCUCGACGAGGCGAGGAAGUUUGCGUUGAGGAGGUGGCCCGGGGGCAUGGUUGCGACGUUCGCGUGGUAG
Messenger RNA from Letharia columbiana, 2625 nucleotides. RefSeq lists its product as uncharacterized. Lineage: Eukaryota; Fungi; Ascomycota; Lecanoromycetes; Lecanorales; Parmeliaceae. Gene Ontology annotation, molecular function: ATP hydrolysis activity; P-type sodium:potassium-exchanging transporter activity; ATP binding. The transcript has 8 exons. Gene Ontology annotation, cellular component: membrane. The record is from RefSeq and is a predicted model, not a curated record. Gene Ontology annotation, biological process: intracellular sodium ion homeostasis; proton transmembrane transport; intracellular potassium ion homeostasis. Bases 1 to 2625 code for a protein of 874 amino acids.